Messenger RNA from Linnemannia hyalina, 1371 nucleotides. NCBI's taxonomy places the organism in Eukaryota, Fungi, Mortierellomycota, Mortierellomycetes, Mortierellales, Mortierellaceae. The record is from the annotation of a GenBank genome assembly.
AUGAUCGAUAUUUCUUUGCAGCAAGACCAGUUUGAGGUCGUCCCCGCCUUGGUUCAGCCAACCUUGGUCGAGGUCCUCAAGUCCCGCGUCAAGGCCGAGAUGGCCCUGGAUGUGGCCCUCCCCCAGGUCCACACCCUCCCCAUCGACCAGAUGCUCCAGGCCCGUUUGGCCUCUUUUGACCCCGAGAUGGAGGAUGCUGAGGCUGACAACGCCUUCUACAUUGCCGAUCUUGGUGAGGUCUACCGCCAGCACUUGCGCUGGAAGGCUCUCUUGCCCCGUAUUGAGCCCUUCUUUGCCAUGAAGUGUAACCCCGAUCCUAUGGUUAUGCGUCUCCUGGCCUCUCUCGGUGCCGGCUUCGACUGUGCUUCCAAGAACGAGAUCCAGUCCGUCCUCAACAUGGGUGUUGAUCCCUCCCGCAUCAUCUAUGCCAACCCCUGCAAGCAGAACUCCUUCGUCAAGUACGCCUACACCAACAACGUCCGCAUGAUGACCUUCGACAACGCUGAGGAGCUCCACAAGAUCAAGCGCUUCCACCCCGAGGCCCAGUUGGUCCUCCGCAUCUUGACCGACGACUCCAAGUCGCUCUGCAAGCUCGGACUCAAGUUUGGCGCUCCCCUCGACACCACUGGAUUCUUGCUGGCCACCGCUCAGGAGUUGGGAUUGAACGUCAUUGGAGUUUCGUUCCACGUUGGAUCUGGCUGCUUCGAUGCCAACGCCUUCGGCGAGGCCGUCAUCCGCGCCCGCCGUGUCUUUGACCAGGCCCAGGAGUAUGGCUACGAGUUCAACUUCUUGGACGUCGGUGGCGGAUUCCCCUCUGCUCAUGUGACCGAGGGAAUCACCUUCGAGAAGGUUGCCACCAUCUUGGGACCCACUGUCAAUGCUUUGUUCGGCCCCGAGGUUCGCGUCAUUGCCGAGCCCGGUCGCUACUACGUCGGAUCGGCCUUCACCCUCGCCACCCAGGUCAUUGCCCGCCGCACCAUUGUUCGCGAUCUCGCCGAGGCCUUCACCGCUGAGCAGAGCCACAACCCCUCGCACAUGUACUACAUCAACGACGGCAUGUACGGCUCGUUCAACUGCAUCAUGUUUGACCACCAAGUCUGCGAACCCAAGGUUCUUGUCAAGGACAACGCCUUCACCUACAAGCAGGUCGUCGCUGAGCCCCAUGGUUACGCCUCUGUCUGGGGCCCCACCUGCGAUAGCAUUGACUGCAUCUCGCCCAAGUCGAGCUUGCCCCUCAUGGAGACUGGCGACUGGCUCUACUUCGAGAACAUGGGAGCCUACACCAUCACGGCUGCCUCUCAGUUCAACGGCUUCCGCAAGAGUGAGAUUCUCUACACCACAUCUGAGCAGGAGGUUUCGCUUCAUUUUUAG